This is a messenger RNA of Trypanosoma theileri, 1941 nucleotides long. RefSeq lists its product as uncharacterized. The record is from RefSeq and is a predicted model, not a curated record. Bases 1 to 1941 code for a protein of 646 amino acids. Gene Ontology annotation, cellular component: centrosome; spindle pole. NCBI's taxonomy places the organism in Eukaryota, Euglenozoa, Kinetoplastea, Trypanosomatida, Trypanosomatidae. The transcript has a single exon.
AUGUCGACGGAGGUGCCAAAAGUAACGUGUGAUGAUGUGAAUGCACUCGCCAAGAUGUGUUCAAUAUCACGUGAAAAAGACAUCACAACACUUAAGGAGUGUUCCUCUAGUCUCUUUGUUCUCCUCUACCAACGCCUAUUUAACUGCAGUAUUAGUGGAAUUGAAACCUCACCUUAUACAGUAGAUCAGAAACGAUGGAAUGUCACUCGUGUAUUAAAUGAACUGAAGGAUACACGUGGAAUUGAUGUGACUGGAAUAGACGCAGAGGAAGUUGUACAUCUCAACGAGGAACACAUCAGUCGUCUUAUUCGACUCUUUAUGGAUAUUGCUCAGCGAACAGGUUUACCACGCGGAGUGUGUGUGGGUUCUCUACACUCACCUACACCUACAAACACUACCACACAUGCUGUUGGGAGUGGAACGGUGAAUUCAUUCUAUCCAUCUUAUAAUCCAAUCACACCGCGGCCUGUACUCGCUGAAGUCCCGCAUGACUCUGCAGAGGAUGGGACUUGGUAUGCACCAGUGGGAACUGUAGAUGAAGGACGAUCCAUGUAUACAUACUACACUCGUAAUAUGUAUUCUUAUCUUCCUGUACAGGGGAAUACUAUAAAUAAUAAUAAUAAUAAUAAUAAUACUAAUAAUAAUGCGAUAGGAGGAGUCUCUGCUGGCAUUACAGGAUUAACGACCACUACGACUACCACUAGUACGACUGCUUUACCUACGGCUACUGCAGCUGGGAAUGGACAUGUGGACAACAAUGAACCAUCUCGACAUCCUUCUCGUCUCAUGGCACCAUUAGAUCAUCAUUCGCAUCCUUAUCAACAACAACAACAACAACAUCCAUCCCAACAUCAUCAUCAUCAUAUUGAUUCUCAUGCAGAUCGUGCGAUUAUAGAUGGGAGGCGGGAGAAUACACUUCACGAAGGAGCCGCAUUUCCCACACAUGAAGAGGGUGAUGAUGAUGCUAAUGUCAUCCACCAUGGAGAGAUGGAUGGUAGUAGUGCGGGUAGUUACGGAAAUGUUGAGGAAGAGGAAAUUCCAACCGAACAACUUGUAAAGGCGUGGAGUGCAGAGGUGAUUCCACCAAAGGAGGCACCCUUUAUACGAGAUGCGGCGAAUAUAGCAGAUGUACGAGAGCGAUUGUUGUUUAUGCAGAAUAGAUUGGAUAAAGCGGCAUGGCGUCCACACAAUAGACGACAGCGGCAGCGCAGUUUCACUCGCAGUAGUAGCAGUAGUAGUAGUAGUAGUGGUGGUAAUCAGAAGAAUGCCGCUGUUAACCGCAUUAAUAUCGAAGGUCGCAAGAUUAGCAAAAACAAGAAUAGGCAUCCUCCUAACAACAAUAGUGUUGGAGUUAACAAGAGUAAUGAAAAGAAUAGAUAUAUUCCACGUGUAGGUGAAAAGAGGAAAUUAGAUCAUACUCGUGCGGGUAAUGGAAAAUUUCCACAAAAUCUUUUACCGGGAAGUGUCGCUUUAACCAUGGCCUGUAAACAACCCAAACGCAUGAUUGACUACACACUACGGGAUGAAAAGAUUGAAAUGUUACGUUCCCUUCGCUUUAUUGAUGAUCUCCAGAAAGAUAUAAGGCGUAAAUUGGUGGAACGCCACAGUCGAGAGACACAGCGAAUACGUGAAGAAAUUCGUUAUGCCUUAAAACAAGAUCAACAGGAACUUAUUGAACGUAAACGACAAAUACGAGAUGAGGAUGAAAAGUACCGUAAAGCGUAUGCAACGAUUGUGGCUGCGGCUAGUAACAAUCUUCGUACGGCGGAUGCACUCAUGCGGGAACGAACACGGGAGUUAUCAGAAUAUCAGGCACAGACAUUACGUGAAAAUCGUGCGAUGUCUCGUUAUUUGAAACGUGAGAGUAAAGAGAGAAUGCGACAUGGCCUUCUUCACUAUGCAAGUGUAGUUACAGGAUGGCAAUCCCAUUAUGUUAGCUAA